AUGCUUAUCAACAAACCUCCGGACAGUGGGAAGCUCACCUCUCGACAUCCAAUGCAUCAGGAUCUGCAUUACUUCCCCUUCCGACCGGCGGAUUUCAUUUGCUGCGCAUGGACGGCCAUGGAGAAGGUGAACCGUGCCAACGGAUGUCUGGUGGUAGUGCCUGGGACCCACAAGGGAACGCUGCUCCCUCACAGCUAUCCGAAAUGGGAGGGAGGCGUGAACAAAGCCUACCACGGCAUCCAGGAUUACGACACGUCGAUGCCGCGAUUGCAUGUGGAGAUGGAAGCAGGUGACACAGUGUUCUUCCACCCAAUACUCAUUCACGGAUCAGGAGCCAACAGAACUGAAGGCUUCAGGAAGGCGAUAUCGUGUCAUUAUGCCAACGACGACCUUUGCAGAUACAUUGACGUUAAAAAUUCCACACAAGAGGUGAGUUCUUCAUAA
Molecule: messenger RNA, 444 nt
Organism: Ostertagia ostertagi
Lineage: Eukaryota; Metazoa; Nematoda; Chromadorea; Rhabditida; Trichostrongylidae
Source: the annotation of a GenBank genome assembly